CGUUACCGUCCACAAGAUUCUCUCAGUUUUCCCAAUUCAUCCAUUGUCACUUGCGUCUUCUGAUCCAUCUUCUUAUCUCACUUCAAAAAUGGCGAUUCUUCCACCUCCAAUCCAUUCAACUUUCUCAACAAAUUCAAGGUAACACUCACUUCCACAUCUACAACUUCAAAAUGAUGCACACCACUUGUUUCUACUCAUCUUUACCCCUUACACACAGACCUCCUCCUCGAUCUAUAUACACCGAUGAUCCUACUUACUGUAUCACCAAUCCGUUACUAAUUCAAUCAUCAUACAAUUGCUCUUCAUGUUGUUGUUGCUGCUGUUGUGCUGCUAAUAAUAAUUCAUAUUAUAACAGCUUACCUAGAAUAGCAAACCCUAGCUUUUUGUGUAAUGGAUUGAGGCAAUCUACUUUGAUUCAGUUUUCACCUAGCAGGAGAUUACUUGUUCAUGGUAGGAUCAGACAGUUGUGUGAUAGUGGUUCUAGGUUUUCUUCAACUAGUGAGUCUGAUAGAAGCUCUUGUUAUAAUAAGAUUGGUACUUUUAAGGCUAGGCGGAAGUUAGGAGACCGUAGGUAUGCGUGUUCGAGUUUUGAAGAGAAGAACAUUGGACAGUCUUUUAGUAAUGAUUGUGUUGAUGAAGUUGAGCUUUUGCUUGAUUUGUUAACUGAGGAAGUUGGGUUGGAGAGUAUUAGUGUUCGGGAUAGAAAACGGAUCCAAAAGAAGGACCCGCAAAAGAAGGAUUCGAGUAAGAUUUCCAGUAGAGCGAAAACUGUGAAGUCGGGAUUUGUGAAGAGGGAUUUGAAGUGUGAUGCUAAAGUUGCAGAAGUUCGGUCUGGUGAGAAAGAAAAUAGUAAGUUAAGCGAUGAGAGACGAAUGUCUGUAACAGGGGUGAAUCAUGAAGGGAAAAGACAAGGGUCGAGUUGUUCAUCGUAUUACUCGGUUUCUUCUGCUGGUGAGUAUGGUAGUGACGAUGAUAUUGUAAUUGAAAAUGAUGAUUAUUUUGUUAAAGGAGAAUCUUCGAAUGAGUAUAAAGAUGAUCGAAGAGUUUAUGAUGAGGAACUUGAAGAAAAUGUGGAGAGACAGCAAGAGUUUGGUAAAAUAGAAAGUGAGAUCGUGAAAAAGAAUACCGCUGAAUCGUAUUAUGGGAAUCAAGAGUGGCGAAAGAAAUCAGAAAAGAAGCUUAAUGUGGAGUCUAGUCAAAGUCAACAUACAGAGCGAAAUAGUCAACAACAUAGUGAAAAAACUGAUAGAAUUAGCUAUCAAUCUCGAUCAGGAAUGAAGAAUGAGAACUCUAACACCCAGAAGCUUUACAGUGGCACUGAAAAUAAGUUAAGUACGUCAGUUCAAGAGCGAACACAUCAUCAAAAAGAGGAAACUGUUGAUUUUACUCGCCAAAACGAGUACAAAAAGCAGUCAAAUGUGAAUUUAGAAGCCUCUGAAACUCAUAACUUUGACAAGAGAAUGGCAUCGUCUUCUUCUUCAUCCUUUGAGACUCGAAUGAAGAAUUGGGAAGAAAAUCGAAUGAAGAACUUGGAAGAAAGUUCAACACAAGUUAGUGAUCGGUUUAAAGAUCAAAGAGAAGAAAAACACCAGAGAGUCGUCCAAUUGGCUUCAUCAAAGGAUUCAAGAAAGAAAUCGCAACAAAUUUCGGAAAUUUCAGAUACGCUUAUUACCAAUACUGAAAACACGUCAGUUUCACAAACGCAAGCUGACAUCAGAACCAACAAACAAGAACUGCAUGAUCAGAGAGAAGAAAAACACCAGCGAGUUGACCAAUUGACUUCAUCAAAAGAGUCAAGAGUGGAAUCGCAACAAAUUUCAGAAAUUUCAGAUACCCUUGUUACUAAUAUUGAAAAUACAUCAGUUUCGCACACGCAAUCUGACAUCAGAACUAAAAAACAAGAACUGCAUUUAGAGUCUUCAAGUUCAUCUCAGGUGGCAGGACCCACAGAAACGAUGAAAACCGGUAGAAAAACAACUAAGGCUUCGAGUUUUCAUGUUGGUAUGCCGAAAGAGUCAUCUAGUAGCUAUAAAGCUUUGAAAUUGAACCCUGAAUCUAGUUUUCAAGAAACCGGUACACAUAUUGCUUCAGCCGAUGAACAGCAGAAAUCAGCGGGUCAAUUUGUGGGGGAAUUUGUCGAGAAAGCAAAACACCAACUCUCUAUUUCCGAAGUUGAAUUAGCACGUGAAGACGACGCGCAACACGAACUAAAGAGUUCGGGUGAAUCCGGUUCAGGAAAUUACGAUGAAAAAGACGGAGACAUGGGACCGUCUGAUGAGGUGUGGCAUGAAAGCGGUGCACCGGGUAAUACGUCUUCUGACGAACAGGCGAAAAGGAGUGGUCGGUCGUUAUGGAAUGUUAUCGGAGAUGUUGUUCGACUGCGGUGGGGGUCAUCGCGUUCGGAAACGCAUACACCUAAAUCAGGCGGGGUAUCGAAUCAGUCUACAAGUAGUGAAAGAUGGUUUUCUGGUCAUGAACCAGAUGAAUCGAGUCGAAAAGAGGUUUCUACCCCUUCUAGUUUCAAAGAGAAACAAGAUUCACCCUUAUCUCCGUUAAUAAUUGAAGAAUCAUCAAUUCCAUUGCCUGCAAUUCGAAUGAGAAGGUCACCUAUCGUAAAGUCAACUUCAGUGACCGGUGAAACUGUUGACCAAAUAGUCUCGAAACCAUUGACUCAAGUUCCACACGCGGAUGCAUCUGGUAGUGGCAAAACGGUAACAGUCGAACCACCACCGAAUCCUUCGAGACGGAAACUUGCACGAACAGAUCAAGUGUCGAAAGAUAGAUUCGAUGAAUGGGAAGAGGCGUAUACUAUCGAAGCAAAGCAACGUAAAAACGAUGAAUUUUUUAUGCGAGAAGCGUUGUCGGAAGCUAAAAAGGCUGCCGAUAUGUGGGAAGUGCCUGUCGGGGCUGUUCUUGUUCAGGACGGUAAAAUAAUUGCUCGUGGAUAUAAUUUGGUAGAAGAGUUACGUGACUCUACUGCUCAUGCGGAGAUGAUUUGUAUACGUGAGGCUUCAAACAAGUUACACUCAUGGAGACUUUCGGGUACGACACUUUAUGUUACGCUUGAACCAUGCCCUAUGUGUGCUGGAGCCAUCCUUCAAGCCCGGAUCGACACAAUUGUAUGGGGUGCUCCAAAUAAGCUACUUGGAGCUGAUGGCAGCUGGAUCAGACUUUUUCCUGAUGUGGGUGGAAGUGGAUCCGGGUUGGAUAAACCGCCCGCCCCUGUGCACCCGUUUCACCCAAAUAUGAUAAUAAGAAGAGGGGUAUUAUCGUCCGAAUGUGCGGAUGUAAUGCAGCAGUUUUUCCAGUUACGGAGAAAAAAGAAAGACAAGAAACCGGAAGCUGAACCACCAUCUCCACCUCAACCGUCAUGUCUUCCCAUCCCACACCAUCAUAAUUCAAAGUUGGUGACGAAAUUGCAUGACGUCUUCGGCAUGAUGUUUUGUUUGUAAAUCGAAUCUUUGUGACUCGUUAUGAUCUCUUUGUAACCGGUUUUCAGCAAUGUUUUGGUUUGAUUUGUAAUUUGUUGUCUAAAAGUCUUUGGGUGAUUCAAAACCUUCUCUUGAUGUAGAUUUUUGUGUUAUUGUUUAAUUUAAAUUUACAAGUUGAACACAA
Messenger RNA from Helianthus annuus (common sunflower), 3615 nucleotides. Its product is annotated as tRNA(adenine(34)) deaminase, chloroplastic. The record is from RefSeq and is a predicted model, not a curated record. The transcript has 4 exons. Gene Ontology annotation, biological process: tRNA wobble adenosine to inosine editing. Gene Ontology annotation, cellular component: chloroplast. The coding region runs from base 171 to 3452 and encodes 1093 amino acids. Gene Ontology annotation, molecular function: tRNA-specific adenosine deaminase activity. Lineage: Eukaryota; Viridiplantae; Streptophyta; Magnoliopsida; Asterales; Asteraceae.